This is a messenger RNA of Mytilus californianus (California mussel), 2900 nucleotides long. RefSeq names its product cytoglobin-1-like. The record is from RefSeq and is a predicted model, not a curated record. The coding region runs from base 233 to 757 and encodes 174 amino acids. The transcript is spliced from 3 exons. NCBI's taxonomy places the organism in Eukaryota, Metazoa, Mollusca, Bivalvia, Mytilida, Mytilidae. Gene Ontology annotation, molecular function: heme binding; oxygen binding.
UUUAUCAUUUUGGACAUCUACUACACAACAGGUAAAUCUGCAACAAAUCUAAAUCACCAAGGAAAUUAAAAUUCCAAUGAACCGCAUCAAUAUGAUGAACACCUGUUCAGAACUAAGCUUUAAAAUACCGUUAUAAGACUAACUGUCUUUAAUAGCAAUGGGAAUUAAACGAAGUCGGAUCAAAGAUCGAUGUUGAUUUCAGAUUAUCCAAACCAACAGUUUUAAUGAAAGAAUGGGUUGCACUUAUUCUGACGUCAGAUUUGACAAUCCAGAUGCACAAAUUACGUCAUUCGUGUCGGAGGAGGAAGUGAAACUUGUCCUUGACAGUUGGAUAAUUCUAAGGAACGACACAAAUGUUGGACUACAUAUUUUCAAAAGGUUUUUCCAAUUGCAUCCGGAAUUUAAGAAACUUUUUACUGAACAAAUGAUGGUGGAAGAUGAUGACCUUAAAGUUAACGAGGAGAAGUUGAGACACCAUGGUAACAUUGUAAUGGAAGGCCUCGGAGCAGCUGUAGAAAGUCUUGAUGAUUCUGUCUUUUUGUCGAAUGUUCUUGUAACCAUGGGAGAAAGUCAUGCGCGACACAAUGUCAAAUCGGAAAUGGUCAUUUUACUUUGGCCUGCGAUUAGAGAUGCUUUCAAUGGAUGCUUAGGAUCAGAUUUUACGGCACAGAUGGCCACUGCAUGGGAACAUGUUUUUGAAUAUAUGGCAACAAAAUUUAAGGAGGGAUUACGAAAGGAAUCUAAACAUGCGAGAUGACAACAAGAUAAUAUCUUCCGUUUACAACUUCAAAUUUAUAACAAAUUGUGACGGCCAUUACACGACCUCUGCACGACAUUUCAUCGAAUAAACUAGUAGUUUUCAAGCUUUGGUAUGAAAGACAAACUACAGUUGUAAUGAAUCACACACUAUAUAUAUAACAAUAUAUCAUCACCACCAUCAAAACGCUUUGCAGUUUUUUGUUUGUCACUACAUGAUAAAGUAUCACAUCUUAUAUAUUUAAAAAAAAAUGUACUUUGCGUUCAUUUCUUAUAAUUACAUGUUUAUGCUAACAAGACCAUGGAAAAAAAGUUUUAUCAAGUUUUUCUUUUAUUUACCUGUACACUUCUUUGUGGAAGCACGUGUCAUCACGAAUUUAGCAUUUCAUUUUGAUACGAAGGUUAAUUUUUGAAUGACACCCGAUUGUUGUUAGCCAAUUAAUAUAUCGGAUUCUCGUAAACAUACAUGUAAUUUAAUUAUAAUACCAUUGAAACAUCAUCAUAUGAUAACAGAUCAGAGAAUGACGUUGCUAUUUUCAUCUUAUGUUGCCAAGAUGAACCAAUUAACAGCUCUAUCGCCAAUAUUUUUUGAUUGAUUUUCUAUGAAGUUUGAUCAUACAUCGAACAUACACUAAUCUUAAUUACACUGGUCAAUACAUAAGUUCUUGAUUACACUGAAAACAGAUGCUGAUUGCGAUUAUACUGGGACCAUCCGCUUACCUUGAUUACCAUAGGAACAUACGCUAAUAUUCAUCACACUGAGAACAUACGCUAAUCUUGAUUACACUGGGAACAUACGUUAAUAUUGAUUACACUGGGCACAUACGUGAAUAUUGAUUACACUGGGCACAUACGUUAAUAUUGAUUACACUGGGCACAUACGUUGAUAUUGAUUACACUGAACACUUACGUAAAUAUUGAUUACACUGGAAAAAUACGUUGAAAUUGAUUACACUGGGCACUUACGUUAAUAUUGAUUACACUAGAAACAUACGUUAAUAUUGAUUACACUGGAAACAUACGUUAUUAUUGAUUACACUGGAAACAUACGUUGAUAUUGAUUACACUGGGCACAUACGUUAAUAUUAAUUACACUGGAAACAUACGUAAAUAUUGAUUACACUGGAAACAUACGUUAAUAUUAAUUACACUGGGCACAUACGUUAAUAUUGAUUACACUGGAAACACGCGUUGAUAAUGAUUACAUUGGGCACAUACGUUGACCAUGAAAACAUAUGAUAAUAUUGAUCACUCUUGAAACAUAGAUUACGGUAAUUUUGAUUACAUUGGGAAUAUACUCUCAUCUCGAUUACGCUAGGAACAUUGGCUAAGCUUGUUUCACUGGGCACAUACACUAAUCUCGAUUUUGCGUAUAUAACAUACGCUAAUAUUUAUCACUUUUGGAACAUAAUUUUACGGUAAUUUUUGUUACACUGGGACCAUACACUAAUCUCGAUUUCACAUGGAACAUACGCUUAUCUUGAUUACAUUGGGAACAAACGCACAUAUUGAUUACACUUGGAACAAAUACUUACAUCGAUUACACUGGGAACAUAUGUCAAUAUUAGUUACACUUGAAACAUACGCCAAUCAAAGUUGAAAGUAUUGAAAUAGAGUCUCGUUCAUUUGUAAUUCGAAAAGGAGAAGAAAAGUAUUUUUAAACAUGUAUAUUUUUUAACUACAUUUGGAUUUUUAUGAAAAUUAAUGAAGAGUGAUUGUAUCCCAUUUAUUUAAAAAUCAUUUUGAUAUGUAUGUACGAUGUAUCUUGUAAAUAAACUUCCUUGUACGAUCGUAUAUUGAUUUAUUUUUUGAAACGUUGCAAUAGUUAUACAGUGACAACAGCAAAAAUACAUAAUUCAUUGCUUUGGCUGGACAAGGAAGGUGCGAGUUCAACAUAAGCUAUAUACAUGUAAUAAUAGAAGAUUUGAAAUCAAAUAUUGAGAAUAAUGUAUUGGUACAAAUAAGUUGUGUGAUGAAGAACAAUUUUAUUCCUUUACUGGAAAUUGUCUCUGCAAGGGAAAGUUGUAUCUAUCGGAAUAAAAUUUGACAUUUUUCUUUACACUAUUGUACAUUUAGAAAUUUGUGCAUGCAUUUAUUAUUGUAAUUGUUAAAGAGUGAACAAAAAAUCGUUGUUUUUCAAUUUC